This is a messenger RNA of Colossoma macropomum (tambaqui), 1347 nucleotides long. RefSeq lists its product as uncharacterized. The record is from RefSeq and is a predicted model, not a curated record. The coding region runs from base 228 to 887 and encodes 219 amino acids. NCBI's taxonomy places the organism in Eukaryota, Metazoa, Chordata, Actinopteri, Characiformes, Serrasalmidae. The transcript has 9 exons.
GUAGUGCGACAGUAUUUCCACCACACUGCGGUGCUGUCAGCAGUUCCUGAUUGGGGCAGUGUGAGUGACCGGCUGAUCAAUAACUGGACUAAUUCAGUUUCAGUUUCAGUUUUGCAGCGCUGUCAGUUUUGAUCAGUGCGGGCGGUCCGAGCCGCUCAUUCCUGCGGCUGAUACUGACAGGAUAAGACCCGCUUCACUGACUGAGAGACGGACUCCAGUUUCUGAGCAUGUCAGUAAUCCAGAUCUGUCACUCCAUAACCCCGUUCCUUUGGCGUGGAGUGGAAAUCGUCAAAAAGAAGUUACCAAACAGAGUGUGGGAGUUCCUGUUAUGGGCAUGGUACAAAGUAAUCCAGAUCCCUAUCAGACUCUGUGACUCGAUAGCCCCGUUCCUUUGGCGUAGAGUGGAAAUCGUCAAAAAGAAGUUACCAAACAGAGUGUGGGAGUUCCUGUUAUGGGCAUGGUACAAAGCUGCAGGGCCAAUCCGUUUUCACCUGCUGGUCUUUGGAAAUACCUUAAAUUGCGAUAAAGAAUUCAUGAAAAAUCUCAGUAUCGGUGCUUACCUUCGCCAAGAGUCCUUGGUGGAUAAAAGUGAUGUCAUUGUAGCUUUUGUCACCAUUGUGUCUCGAGCUGGAACGGACAUAGAAACUGCUCUUCAGACGAUUUCUGCGAGCCGGCCUGUCAUUCUAGUGGUUCUCCACCACACGUUUGAUGCAGAAUUCGUUGCUCCAGACAGCAGACUGAAUGUUAACAGGAGUGAUGUGUUCACCGUGGACUGUCUGUUUCAUGAAGACCGAGGGCUGCUGAACUGCCGCCGUAACAUAAAGGCUUGCAAAGAAACAGCAGAGCAUCUGAGUGCCGUCAAGUGGGGGACGAGGUUGCUGGUGUGAUGAAAUCUGGCGGAACAGAAGAAUGCUGGGACGUCUGUUUACUCAAGGCUACAUAUAUAUAUAUAUAUAUAGAGAGAGAGAGAGAGAGAGAGAGAGACAGUUUAUACAAUUCAGCGAGAUCCUAGUUUGUACAUAAUGCCUGUCAUAUGAUAUGCAGUCAUAUUCAAACAUUUAGUUCUACAUUUUGAUGAUUUUCUACGUGAAAAUAAGUUAACAAAUCCUCUACAGAGAGUUAUGGUGCAUUUUAUAUUUUAUGGUAUAUUUUUUCCAAAAUGUCAAAUUGUGCACUACAGGUUGCAGAAUAAUGGUAUAUUUAAGUCUGUCUCUUUAGAGGAUUGUUCACUUAUUUUACUUAGAAAAUCAACAGAACAUAUUGACAAACAUUUCACUACACUGUUAGAAAUAAAGGUUCUGUUCAGGUACAUUUUCCAUUCAUCAAGAUACAAACAGUGUAAAUGUU